This is a messenger RNA of Python bivittatus (Burmese python), 1930 nucleotides long. Its product is annotated as apoptosis-associated speck-like protein containing a CARD. NCBI's taxonomy places the organism in Eukaryota, Metazoa, Chordata, Lepidosauria, Squamata, Pythonidae. The record is from RefSeq and is a predicted model, not a curated record. Gene Ontology annotation, biological process: regulation of apoptotic process; innate immune response; inflammatory response.
UCAGUCCCUGAAGAAUUCAGGUGUUGCCAAAAGUGCACGUCUGAAUCCGUAACUCUACGAGACCCUCCGGAAACCUCCAGAGUCCUGGCAGCUGUAGACAAAGCUACUUAGCCACCUGAAGGUGUCUUUCGCGGGAGCAAGAAGCGAAAAGCGAAAGUAACGCCGAACCCACGUUGGGCAAGCAAUCGACUCCCAAGUCCUCCCACUUGCAAACGUUUUCCGCUUUGCGCCUUUUUGUCUUCUCCAUCUUUUUCUGUCGAAGUUCAGCCUUCCGUUUCUGCGGAAGAAGCGCGAUGGCGAAGAAUGUCCGCUGCUACCUCCGAGAAGCCUUGGAGGACUUGACGGAGGACGAGCUCCGAAAGUUCAAGGCGAACCUCAACGAAUUCCAGGUCAGGCCGGGCUACAACAAUGUCCCCAAAGGGCGGCUGCAGAAGGCGGACGCGUUGGAUCUGAGCGACCUCCUGAUCAGUUACUACGGCGAGGAUUACGCCCUGGAGGUGACGGCCGCCGUGCUGUCAGACAGCAACUGCAAGCCGCAAGCGCGGAAGCUUCUCAAAGCCACUGAGAAAGGUGCUUGCAGUUUUGUUCAGAGUCCCAUGCCCCAUUUCAGCACCCACUCAAGAAAAGCUGAGGUGCAGCCCUCAGAAGUGCAUUUUAUUGAACGCCAUCGGGAGGCACUCAUUCAGAGAACAGCCACAGUGGAAGGAAUUCUGGAUCGGCUGCAUGGAGUUGUCCUGAAUGAUGAGCAAUAUCAAAAAAUCAUCACAAAGAGAACAAACCAGGAUAAAAUGAGGGAGCUGUACAAGCUGCUGCCUAGCUGGAAUCGUUAUUGCAAGGAUUUGCUCUAUGAAGUUCUGAAGGAGAAAAACAAGUUCCUCAUUGAUGACCUUGAGGGACAGUGAGGCAAUAGAAGUGAAAUGCCAUCUCAGGCCAUGGAAAAUCCAGCUCCAUAUAUCACAGGAAUCCCACAGAACUAUAUAGUAUCUUCACAUAUAUAGGCUAUAUUUACAGUUGACCUGGUUACUGAAUUGUUCCAUUUUUCUGAGUUCACAUGGUAUGUCCAUAAACUAUAAACUAACCAAACAGGCUAGGUACACUCAAUAUGCUAUGUUACAGAAACAUCUAAACAAAUUUAGCAUGAUAUGGGAAUGUAGCUGCUAGAUCUUUAAAUGACCCAGUUAAGAAUAUUGUGUGAACAAAGCCAAUGAUAACCGUCACACAUAAUAACUUCACUCAUUUUGCUCCAUGCAAAGAAAUGUGAAAAUAUUCCUUUGAGAUUAAAAACCCAAUAAGGGUAAUUGCAUUUGAGUGAAAGACCCUAGGACAAGAUAGAACACAAAUAAUCAUUACCCCCUUUAAUAAAGAUCAUUAUCCUUUUCCUCUCUAUGGGCAGCACCUCCACAGCCUGAGCAGAUAAGCUGUAGUGAGAGCCCCACUCAGCCUCCAAUACUUUUUCAGAAAGUACUUUAAAUUAAUCUUGAUGAUUUUAAAAGUGGACAGGAUAGAUGGAGGAAGGAACCAACUUAUGAAUAAAAAGAAUGAAUGAGAUUUUUUUAAAUGUAUGUUUUACUCUGAGCACUUCCACUUUACAUAGAUCACAUUCACAUUCCUCUUUGCCUUGCCUACACAUAGCCCUUGAUUACAUUCCAAAUCAUAAACUGCCCUUUAUCCAAAUGUGUACAUUUAUGCAAAAAUAACAAGUGUUGUCUAGAUAUUAUGGACUGUAAUUCCCACAAUCCCUUGUAAUUGGCCAUGCUAGCUGGGGUAAUGGGAGCCCACAUCUGGAGCCCACCAAGCUACCUAUCUCUUAUAAAACAAUUGGUUCUAGUCUGCACUGUGAGUCCAGAGGUAGGGAAGCUGUAGAGCAGUGUUUCUCAACUGAAGGAGACCUUAAGCUGUGUGGACUUCAACUCCCAGAAUUCCCCAGCCA